Messenger RNA from Solenopsis invicta (red fire ant), 585 nucleotides. RefSeq lists its product as uncharacterized. The record is from RefSeq and is a predicted model, not a curated record. Bases 56 to 373 code for a protein of 105 amino acids. Lineage: Eukaryota; Metazoa; Arthropoda; Insecta; Hymenoptera; Formicidae. The transcript is spliced from 3 exons.
UUUUAAUUUAUUAUCGUCUUUUCUUCCUGGUUGACUCUCUAAUCAAAUAAGUGAGAUGAAGAGCUACGUCUGCGUGACCUUUCUUCUGAUGUAUGGGCUGGCUCAAUUUGCUACACAAGUUCGAGGUACCUGCCAAUUAAAUGGUCAAGUUUUCAAUCUGGGUUUACACACAUUUCGUCCAUGCAGUCUGUUAGAGUGUUUCGAAGAUGGUACAAUAACAAUUGAAGAAUGUCCACCCUUUAUGACUUGCCCACCUGGUUCAUUAGUUUAUAAGUUUAUGCCCAGGGAUGAAACAAGAAAAUUUCCAAAUUGCUGUCCACGACCUGUUUGUGUUAGCAAUAAUACUGUUUCAACAUUGUAUGAUAAGAAAUAAUAGGAUUGUGGAAUUCGAGUAACUGGGUAAUCUGAUAUUAGUUAUAAUAUUUAAUAUUCAUAAUAUUCUCAUAAAUAAAUAUUGUUUCCUGAUUUCAUCAAAAUAUUUAUUUCAUCACUUACCUAUUGUUCGUAGAAAUUAUCAUGCCGUUCUUGUGAAUGAAAUUAAUUGUCAUAGAUGCUUGAAAUUUUAAUAAAAAAAAUGCAAUAACA